Molecule: messenger RNA, 3593 nt
Organism: Dryobates pubescens (Downy woodpecker)
Lineage: Eukaryota; Metazoa; Chordata; Aves; Piciformes; Picidae
Gene: RAP1GAP2
Product: RAP1 GTPase activating protein 2
Exons: 26
Coding region: 34-2349 (771 amino acids)
Biological process (GO): regulation of small GTPase mediated signal transduction; activation of GTPase activity
Cellular component (GO): plasma membrane; cytoplasm
Molecular function (GO): GTPase activator activity
Source: RefSeq, a predicted model, not a curated record
AGCCGCGCUACUGGCCCCGGCCCCGCCACCGGCAUGGCCUCGGGCAAAGCGGCAGGGGAGCGGCGCUGGGAGCUGGUGCGCUGGUACGUGCGAGAGGGACGGUUCCGGAUCGAGGAGAGGACGCUGACGGCUUUCCAGUGGCUGUACUCGCCCCACCAGCACCGCAUCGUCAGCCGGGCGGACCUGGGCUCACCCAGCAGGAUUGACAAGACGAUGCUCGCCAGCCUGAAGAUCAAGAAGCAGGAGCUGCUGAACAGCUCAGAUGCGACCGUCCCGGAGCGGCCGCUGUCCCCGCCGCUCACCGCCCCGCCGAGCAUGAAGUCUGCAGAGUUCUUCGAAAUGCUGGAAAAAAUGCAGGCACCCAAGCUGGAAGAACAGAGAACUGGAAGCCAAAAACAUAAGGAAGACUACAUCCCAUACCCCAGCAUCGAUGAGAUCCUAGAGAAGGGCAGCCCAUACCCACUGAUCAUCCUGCCCCAGUUCGGGGGGUACUGGAUCGAAGACCCGGAGAACCUCGGCACGCCCACCUCGUCUGACAGCAGCAUCUGCGAGGAGGAGGAGGAGAGCCUCAGCCCCAGCACCUAUGGCUACAAGCUGGAGUGCAAAGGAGAGGCCAGAGCCUACAGGAAGCACUUCCUGGGGAAGGAUCAUCUCAAUUUCUACUGCACAGGCAGCAGCCUGGGGAACCUCAUCCUCUCCAUCAAGUGUGAGGAGGCAGAUGGCACAGAAUAUUUGAGGAUUAUACUCAGGUCCAAAGUGAAGACACUGCACGAAAGGAUCCCCCUGGCAGGGUUCAGCAAGCUGCCCAGCAUCCCCCAGAUUGCAAAGGCCUUCUGUGAUGAUGCCUCUGGGCUGAAGUUCAACCCAGUUCUGUACCCCAAGGCCUCCCAGAUGAUUGUGUCUUAUGAUGAGCACGAGGUCAACAACACCUUCAAGUUUGGUGUCAUCUACCAGAAGUUCAGGCAGACCCAGGAGGAGGAGCUGUUUGGCAAUAAUGAGGAGAGUGCUGCCUUCAAGAGCUUCCUGAGUUUCCUGGGGGACACCAUAACGCUGCAGGACUUCAAAGGCUUCCGCGGAGGCCUGGAUGUCAGCCACGGGCAGACGGGCACGGAGUCGGUGUACACGGUGUUCAGGGACAGGGAGAUCAUGUUCCACGUCUCCACCAAGCUGCCUUUCACGGAGGGAGACGCCCAGCAGCUGCAGAGGAAGAGGCACAUCGGCAAUGACAUCGUGGCCAUCAUCUUCCAAGAGCAGAACACUCCCUUCGUGCCUGACAUGAUCGCCUCCAACUUCCUGCACGCCUACAUCGUGGUGCAGGCCGAGAGCCCCACGGCCGACAGCGCAGCCUACAGGGUGUCAGUCACGGCCCGGGAAGAUGUCCCCUCCUUUGGGCCCCCCCUGCCAAGCCCGCCAGUGUUCCAGAAGGGCCCUGAGUUCCGGGAGUUCCUGCUGACCAAGCUCAUCAACGCCGAGAACGCCUGCUGCAAGUCCGACAAGUUUGCCAAGCUGGAGGACAGGACACGGGCUGCCCUGUUGGACAACCUUCACGAUGAGCUCCAUGGGCACACCCAGACCAUGCUGGGCCUGGGGCCUGAGGAGGACAAGCUGGAGAAUGGGGGUCAUGGAGGCUUUCUGGAGUCUUUCAAGAGAGCCAUCCGGGUGCGCAGCCACUCCAUGGAGACCAUGGUGGGCAGCCAGAAGAAGCACCACGGCGCUGGCAUCCCAGGCAGCCUCAGUGGGGGCAUCGUGCACAACAGCAGCGAGGUGACCAAGACCACCUUCUCGCCCCCAGUGCCAGCAGCUGCUGCCAAGAACCAGUCCAGGAGCCCCAUCAAGCGCCGCUCGGGGCUGUUCCCUCGCCUGCACACCAGCUCUGAGAGCCAGGCCGAGAGCAGGACAAGGUGCGACAGCGUUUCUGGAGCCCAGAAGACUCCGGAUUUGGGACAUUCUUCCCAAGAGAUGAAAUCUGAGACCUCCUCCAACCCCAGCUCCCCUGAAAUAUGCCCCAACAAAGACAGGCCGUUCAUUAAGCUGAAGGAGAACGGGAGGACGAACAUCUCCCGCUCCUCCUCGAGCACCAGCAGCUUCAGCAGCACGGCAGGGGAGAGCGAGACCCUGGAGGAGUACGACAGCGUGGGCAGCCAGCCCUCCACCGCCUCGCCCUUCAAGCAGGACGUCUUUGUCUACAGCGCCUCGCCUGGCAACGACAGCCCCGGCAUGGGGGCUGCGGCCACCCCUGUCAUCAUGAGCAGGAGCCCCACAGAUGUCAAGAACAGGAACUCUCCAAGGUCAAACCUGAAGUUUCGCUUCGACAAGCUCAGCCACGGCAGCUCCAGCUCGAGCCACUAGCAGGAGGAAGGAGUCGUGAGCUUGUCACAGAGGAUUUUUGGUUUCAGCAAAGGGAAAAUCUUCAGUGUCCCGUGGGAAGAGGCAAGCCCUGGCCCUGGGCAGCACGGUGCCCUCACCCUGCGCCGGGGAGAAGCUCUCACCCUGCUGCCAUCCUGCCCUGGCAGGGACCCAGCCACCUUCCCACCGGGUGAACCCCUCCCAGCAAACACCCUGCACCCCUCCCUCUGUGCCUGGGGUGGGGGAGAUCAUCUCCCACUGCCUGGCACCCACCUGUGGCCAGGGGCUGUGUCCCCUCCGCGGUGCCAUGUCACCCCCUGGGCACCUGUGUGUGCUGCAGCUGGUGGGUGCCAGGCGGGCACCACCUAUCCAUUCAUCCCCUCCUGGCUUGCCCACUGGCUCCUCUCGGGCAGAGGGAAGCAGAGUGAGCCCCUGGCCCCUCCAUGCUUUGUUUGCAGCUGUCAGUGGGGAAGCAGAGGGUCUGUGUGUGUUUGGGCAGGGGGGUGGGCAGGGUGCUGAGGUGCCUGCUUGGCCCCACCGCUUGCUGUUGCUUUUCUCAGUUUGGAGGAAGUUUGUUUGUCCCAGGUUAAGCCUUGUGAAGCCUUGUGCCUGCCUCUGCAGGGAGGGUGAAGCUGGCUGGGCUGUGCCCUGUGGGUGGAGAAGCAGAGCAGCCUCCUUACCCCCCUCCAAACUCCAGCUGGGAACAGCCAGGUGGAGUUCCCAGGCAGAGGUUUGGAGGAAACCGCCCAGGGGGCUCUCCCUGGGGCAGGGAGGCUGCAGCAGCUCACCAGCUGCCCCCUUCUAGCCCAUCACCCACCUCACAGAACCCCUGGGGCAGAGCAGCCUCUUGCUCUGUGCUCAGCUUCUGGCACAAGAGGAGGGUUGAAGCGGCCCUGGGGAGCAGAGCCGCUUGCCAGGGCCGACUCAUCCUCUCUUGGCAGCCUCGGGAAUGGUUUCUGUGUCCUCCCUGCUUUUCCCUGCCUGAAGCUCUGAGCACAGGCCUGGAGAAGGUUAACCAAAGCUAGAGCUGUAGUAAACCUACAGACCAGAGCGGGGACUCGGAGGGAAUGCUCCUGACGGGCUCCGCUUUGCCCUGCGGCUGGAUCCCCAGGCUCUGGAGACCUGGGGGGCAGUAGGCUGCUGCCCCCUCACAGGGUCUGUCCUGCUGCUUCUGAACCUGCUUCUGUUUGUUUUGAAAGACAAGGGUUAGGAAUUGUGCAAGGGAGCAUCCCUGCAAUGCCCUUCCC